CCCUGACACCUCCAUUACCACCAUUUCUUACUUUAUCUGCAUCAUAAUCUAAAGUUGCAAUUAUAAUCCAACAUUUGCAGAAGAAGGAGAACUAGGAGGGAAAAAAAAAAUGAAAAAAAUUCAGUAUGGAUGGAUGGAUGGAAAUUAGCCAACAGCAGUGCCCUUUUGUACCAAACAGAAUCUAUCAUCACCCCAAAGCACAAACACUUAAUAGUAUUAAUUGAAAGGUGCAACAAUUUUAUACAGACUACAUAGAGAUCCCUGGAUUGCUAAAUAAAGGAAGGAAAGAGAAGAGAAUCUGACACAAAACGUAAACACCACCUGGACCAGAGGCACGAUGCAUAUCUCAAAAAAAAAAAUUUCACUUUAAUUUCACUACUCAUCCCACAAAAGAUAAAGAACUCAUCCUUCCUUUCUUUGAUUCUUUCUUCAAUUUCAGUCACAUGGCUGAUAAAUCUUGUGCAAGAAAUGCAGCCAAAAUCUACUUUACUAAAUCAAGCAAUAAUCCACUUUGAGGCUGUUUUGAAGCUAAUUAAUAAAACUGCUAUCCCAUCACCAAAAUGCUACGAUGAUGGAGUACAUUACAAUUACAUAGAACGAAAGAGAUAGGGGGGAAAGAAAAAUUGCAAAAAACUAAUAAUGAUGAUGAGUGGACUGGACCAGUGUGUGACUGUGCGCAGGUGGUGACUGAGUAUGAGGAUGACUUUGUCGGUUGUUUUGUGGUACUGUCAUCUGUGAUCCCUAAUACCACCAAAGUUGAUUUUCUUCUCUCUCUCAACCUUUGGAUUGCAGUACUGACCCAGCAUUCCAUUCAUCCGCUUCCUUUCCUUUGGAUGGAUGAUGGGAUUUUAUGGGUCUGGGUUGCUGUUGGGAGACACAAACAACCCUUCCCUUGCUUUUCUUCCGCAACAACAUUUCAAUCCCUUCUUCUUCUAACUUUGGUUCAAGGUUUUAAACCUCUCUUUCUCGCCCCCAAUUGCUUUCUCUAAACCCUGUUUAAUUUCUCUCCACUGUUCAUCUAUCAGAAUUAAGUAUAGCUAAGAGGGUCCCAAAUUAAUCAAGGAAAUUUUUUAAGUCCCAAGAUUCCUUCAAUUUUUUCUGUCUUGUGGGUUGUCUUGUAGUUAAUGAUUUUUUUGUAAACAUUAGACCUUCUAGACCAUUUCUUUCUCUCUUUCUACCCAAAAAUUAAUAUAUUCCCACUAAAUCUCUGCUUACGUACUGAGAACGAGGUUGAAAAAUUAGUGAGAGAUGGGUCCCCAAGCUUAGCACCCAAAUUACACGUCCAAAUCAAAACCAGACCCCUCCAAAAGUCUGAGAUUACUGGUUGAUUAUCUCUUUAAUUACUUUUCUGUACUUCAUUCCUUCUUGGAGAUUAGAUUAGAUAGAUAAUUAGGCUUUUGAAGAGAGCUUGCUAAUAAUAGGAUUCCAGACAAGAAGACAACACAGUUUUGAGGAAGGAGGACUACAGCAAUGAAGCCAAUAAUCUAGCAGGAGGAAUCAAAGGAGAUUCAACUUGCAGAGGUUGGGGAGCUAAGCUAGCUAAGAAGAUCCGCUUCUUCAAAUUUUUUUGUUUAUGGAUCAAAGAGGGCAAGAGAAAGAUGUUGUUUUGCCAUCAUACUCCAUGGCUUACAUCAAUCCAACUUCUUACAACAAUGAAUCUGCUUCAGCUCCAGUAGCUUCCAAACUUGCAGACAGAAGAUUAACAAAUGAGUCCCGCCGGUCUUCCCCCGCAAUUCCUAGCUCCGGUCAAACCCUAGAUCAGAAUCCGCCGCCGCCGCCGCCGCCGCAAAUUCAUAUCAAUAAUAAUAAUAACGACUCGAACCCAGAUCCAGAUCCAGCUCAAGAACUUCCCAAUGCAACCGUCCCAAGGGAGACGACGGCGCAACCACAAGUAGUCCAGCCACCAGCUCCGGCGAUUCGGUACCGAGAAUGUCAGAAGAAUCAUGCAGCAAGCAUGGGGGGACACGUCACCGACGGAUGCGGUGAGUUCAUGCCAGGUGGGGAAGAAGGAACCCCAGAAGCCUUCAAGUGUGCGGCCUGCGAUUGCCACCGGAAUUUCCACCGGAAAGAAACCGACGCCGAUACCCAACCCGGAACGAGUAGCUACCACGCGCUCAACCACGGGCACCACAACAACAAUUCAAUAUUCCGCGGCCACGCUCCGACGUCGUCUCUUAUUACCAUGACUCAUCAUCAUCAGAACCACCGGCAGCAUAAGUUAUCAAGAGGGCCUCCGGCUCCCAUAAUGAUGACGUUUGGAGGUAACGGCGGCGGAGGUGCGGCGGAGUCGUCGAGUGAAGAUCUCGACGUGUUUCAGUACAGCGGCGGAGGAGGAGGGCAAGGGAUGAUGAUGCAUCCGUCGUCGUAUUCGGCGUCUAAGAAGAGGUUUCGGACGAAAUUCACCCAGCAACAAAAAGACAGAAUGAAUGAAUUUGCGGAGAAGUUGGGUUGGAGGAUUCAAAAGCAAGACGAUCGGGAAGUCCAGCAAUUUUGCAACGAAGUUGGAGUCAAGCGCCAGGUAUUCAAAGUUUGGAUGCACAACAACAAACAAGCUAUGAAGAAGAAAAGCACGUAAGAAGGGCUAACCCCAUUUCAUUAGUUUAUUUUCUUUUAGAUUCUCAGAUUAAUUGUUUUUAGCGCCAAUUAAGUAGAGUUACUUAUGAGAUUUGUGACAAGAACCCAAUUGUUUGGUUGAUAAUACACAAUUCGUCAUCGGCUUGUAGUCAUCAAUUUUAUUGGAUGUGAGAAAUUAAGCAUGUCGAUUUGGUUUCACAAAAUUGCAUCAAGAUGAUAACAAUGGCUUCAUUUGUCUCCAAUUAAUUCGCCAUAUGCCUAGUUAGACCCUAUGCUUUAGACCCUAUGCUUUGUUCUUCUCCUAGCAUUUAAGAACAGAAGUUCCCAUGGAAAAAAUUAGUACUGGUUACAGACACCAUUCAAUGUCACAGGUUAGUCUCUCUUUCUUUUCUUUUUUUUUUUUUUUUUGGAUUGA
Messenger RNA from Oldenlandia corymbosa var. corymbosa, 2989 nucleotides. The record is from the annotation of a GenBank genome assembly. NCBI's taxonomy places the organism in Eukaryota, Viridiplantae, Streptophyta, Magnoliopsida, Gentianales, Rubiaceae.